GAGAUGCUUGAGAGCAUUAUGCUAAAUCAUUCACAUGCCUUCUCUACACUUUAUAGUAUUUGUACGCGAUAAAACAUACUGUCCAUGUGGUAUAAACGUUGAAGUUUUCAGUUGAAUUUUCAGUCGGUCCAUGUCUUUCGUUUAGUGCUAAUCUCUUUGAGAAACGUCAGUGAUUUAGCCUCGUAUUGUGACGUCUGAUAUUCCGGGUUGCUCUUGAGAAUCCUCCAAAAAUGGGUUACCUUUUCAUUGGCCAAAUCGUUCAUUCAAAAUCUUUCGACGAGAUCGAAUUUAUAACCGAUGGAUUCCUCGCUGUUGACGAGGGCAAGGUCGUAGGAAUUGGAGAUAUCUCGGAAUUGCCGACUUGGAGACAGAAACAGUGGAGUUAUGAAGAGAUUCAACUAUCCAGGAAUCAAUUCAUUCUUCCCGGGUUUGUUGAUUGUCAUAUUCAUGCUCCUCAAAUGCCAAAUAAUGGACUUGGAUUGGAUAUGGAGCUCCUCGAUUGGCUGAAAACCUACACUUUUCCAAUGGAGAGUCAGUACAAGGAUUGUGCCUUCGCCUCUUAUGUAUACGAUAAAGUUGUGAAAAGAACUUUAUCUUUGGGAACGACUUGCGCCAGCUACUUCGCAACGAACCAUAGAGCAGGAACUCUGAUCCUUGCAAAUCAUAUUCACAAACAAGGGCAGCGAGCGCUGGUGGGAAAGGUUUCUGCAAAUCAGUCAUCUGUGGAUUAUUACAAAGAAACUACUGAAGAAUCAAUCAAAGAGAACAAAGCUUUCAUUCAGGACAUCAUGAAACUCAAUUCGGACUUGAUCAACGUCACUAUUACUCCGCGAUUUGCUCUCUCUUGCGAUGAAUAUCUUAUGAAGGAGCUGGGAAAAUUGGCAAAGGAACAUAACUUGAACAUUCAAACUCACAUAUCAGAGAAUCUUGGAGAGGUCGCUGAGGUGAAGAGGGUCUAUAAUGCAUCGAACUAUGCCAGUGUCUACGAUUCUGCCAAUCUCCUAACAAGCAAGUGCAUUCUGGCACAUGGAGUUCAUUUGGAAGACGAAGAGCUUGAACUUCUGCAGAAGCGGGGAACUUCCAUAGCUCACUGUCCUUCAUCAAAUACAAAUCUAAAAUCCGGCCUUUGCGACAUUAUCCGAUUGAGACAAGCAGGAAUUUCCGUGGGACUCGGAACUGACAUUUCCGGUGGAAGCGAUGUAUCCAUCCUUGCGGUGAUUAGAGACGCGAUGGGCGUUUCUCAGCACCUCGACUUUGCCAAGAAGCAAGACAUCAAGGGAACGGGCAGAGUUCGACCUGAAACUGAUGAGCAGAAGAAGGUCAACCAGGACUACGUUCCCCUAAACUAUAAGCAAGCCCUCUUCCUGGCGACCCUGGGCGGUGCUGAGGCUCUCAAUUUGGCCCACAAGAUCGGCAAUUUCCAAGUUGGGAAAGAGUUCGACGCACUCCUCAUCGAUAUUGAUGUCGAUCCUGUUGAUGUCUACGAACCUAAUAUUUCUGGUAUCAAGAACAAGCCCGAGAAUCUACAGGAAAGAGUGCAGAAGUUUGUCUACGCCGGUGACGAUCGCAACAUUUCCAGGGUGUUCGUUAAGGGAAGACAAGUUAAAUAA
Messenger RNA from Phlebotomus argentipes, 1610 nucleotides. It is a transcript of the gene DhpD, whose product is annotated as guanine deaminase. The transcript is spliced from 4 exons. Gene Ontology annotation, molecular function: zinc ion binding; guanine deaminase activity. The record is from RefSeq and is a predicted model, not a curated record. Bases 231 to 1610 code for a protein of 459 amino acids. Gene Ontology annotation, cellular component: cytosol. NCBI's taxonomy places the organism in Eukaryota, Metazoa, Arthropoda, Insecta, Diptera, Psychodidae. Gene Ontology annotation, biological process: guanine catabolic process.